AUGACGGAACGUAAAGUUAUUAUAAAUGAACUUUUAACAUUUAUUCAAAAUAAAAUUGACGUGUUGGACGAAUUGAGUGUUCUUCAAAUAUGUGCCUCGAACUUCACAGACUUGGAAGUUGAAACUGCAAAAAUAGAAUUAUAUUCUACUUUGAGUUGUAGUCAACAUAUUAUACGGCGUAAGGGUGAUGACAAAAUAAAGAAAAAUAUAAAAGAUAUAAUAAAGGUGUUAAAGGAGACUGACCCUGACGACCAGCCAAUAUUUGUGGCUAGGGAUCUCAAUCGAUUACCUCCUAUUACAUUUGACUAUGUCGAUGUUACUCGACUAUUGAAAGACUUGACAUUUCUUAAAAAUGAAAUAAACUGUAUACGAACUGAAUGUAUCACGAAGUCCGAAUUGACCCAUUUUGAAACCUCAUUACGUAGUGAAUUGACUCAGUUGCGCCCUCGUGAUGUGGAUAUGUCAAAUACGAAUGAUAGUAAUAAAUUGACGCGUACAAUUCAUACGCAAAAAACAAAACGGCUCAGAGACAAAAUAACAAGUAAAGCAUCCCAACCAGCGUCACGAACCAUUACCGAAUCAGCGGAGUCCGCAGCGUCUUGUGCAGGACUUCGCGAACCCGACGACAACCUAUCUACAUCUAACCUCUCACUAGAAAUAGACUCAGUAGUAACUCCUACAUACAGAGACAUUGUGACGACGCAAUCAUUACCAAUGACAAAGAAACUGGACAAUCAAGGUAUAAAUAACGAAUUUCGUCUAGUCGAAUAUAAAAAACGUAAACACAAAACUAACAUGCGUGGAACUUUGACUAAUAAAGGACGAAUACAAGUGAUGCUUUCCCAGGCGUCUGUAUAUGUUUCUCGAACAAAAAAGACUGUAAAUGAAGCAGAUAUCAUAGCGCAUAUUCAGGAUAUGGGUGAGGAGUUCGUAUCCGUCGAACUGCUACAACAGAAUGUUGAAACGACAUUUAAUUCAUUUAAAGUGGUUGUUGCAGCCGACCGUUUGAAUAGAUUUUUGGACCCUAGUUUCUGGCCCACAGGAUUAGUGUUUCGUCGAUUUCGUGAACGUUUCACAAAGACGCCCACCGAACGUAGAAACAACAAUAAUUAA
Colias croceus (clouded yellow) is the source of this 1113-nucleotide messenger RNA. RefSeq lists its product as uncharacterized. Bases 1 to 1113 code for a protein of 370 amino acids. NCBI's taxonomy places the organism in Eukaryota, Metazoa, Arthropoda, Insecta, Lepidoptera, Pieridae. The record is from RefSeq and is a predicted model, not a curated record. The transcript has a single exon.